Messenger RNA from Cucurbita moschata (crookneck pumpkin), 696 nucleotides. RefSeq names its product c-Myc-binding protein homolog. Bases 164 to 511 code for a protein of 115 amino acids. Gene Ontology annotation, cellular component: nucleus. The record is from RefSeq and is a predicted model, not a curated record. The transcript has 5 exons. Lineage: Eukaryota; Viridiplantae; Streptophyta; Magnoliopsida; Cucurbitales; Cucurbitaceae. Gene Ontology annotation, biological process: regulation of DNA-templated transcription. Gene Ontology annotation, molecular function: transcription coactivator activity.
AUGGGCCACGGUAAUCGAAGGCUCAAGUCGCUAUGCGGGGCAAAGCUCAGACACCUGCAGGCCCCUAAACCAAUAUUCUUGCGAAAAUGGGGACGGAUUCCAUCAAACAAUCGCACACCCAACCAGCAAGCAACUGUGGAGGAGGAACCUCCGUUUCUUCCCCAUGGGACACAUCCAGGAAAAAGAAGCGAAGAAGGAAGCAUUUAGGAAGUAUUUGGAGUCUAAUGGCGUUGUUGAUGCUCUCACCAAAGUUCUGGUUGCGUUGUUUGAGCAACACGAUAAGCCUUCCUCUGCUCUCGAAUUUAUUCAACAAAGACUAGGCGGUCCAUCUAUAGCUGAAUACGAGAAGUUACAAUCCGAGAUGGCGGAUUUGCAAGUCAAGUAUGACGAGCUUUUAGCUACCCACAAGGAAACCUGUAAAGAGUUGGAAGGACUUAAAAGUUUGCAUAACGUCACGGCAAUGUCUACCAAGGAUACCACUGAUGACGAGGAGGAAAACGAUAAGGUAUGAAGGGCUAAUUGAGUUGCACAUAGGAGGUUGAUGGAUUUUCUAUAUGACUGCCAAGAAAAAGAAAGUGAUAUCUAUUUCCUUUAAGGUAUGUGAAGAUCUUACGCUAUGAACGUUAAAAAGUUGAAUUGUAUGAAGACCAUUCAUCUUUUUACCUUUGAUUCUUUGACAUUGUUUGCUUUUGAUAA